Drosophila arizonae is the source of this 3893-nucleotide messenger RNA. It is a transcript of the gene Sema1b, whose product is annotated as Semaphorin 1b. Lineage: Eukaryota; Metazoa; Arthropoda; Insecta; Diptera; Drosophilidae. Gene Ontology annotation, cellular component: plasma membrane. The record is from RefSeq and is a predicted model, not a curated record. Gene Ontology annotation, molecular function: semaphorin receptor binding; chemorepellent activity. Gene Ontology annotation, biological process: negative chemotaxis; axon guidance; neural crest cell migration.
GCGCGGUUCGGCUUGGACGAUUUUAAAGCGUUUUCGUAGAAAGUGUGAAAAGUGUGUGAAGAAUUUGCAAACAAUCGCAUUAACAAAUGCGCCGAAACAAGUUUGAUUGUUACACAAGUGAAAUUAAUGUUUCCAUUUGGUUUUGCGUUUUCUUCUUUUGAGCACAUCAACUAAUAGCAUUGAGAAAACAAACAAACAAACAAAAAAUAAUAAUAUAUAAAUAAAGAAAUCAACAGCAAGAGACGAAGAAGAACGACGCAGUGAAAUUUAUUAUACGCUACAGAGAACAGAGUGCUAGAGCUAUGCUAGCAAAUAAGCAACAACUGCAGCAACUACAGAGGCAACUGGCACGAGAAUAUGGCAGCAAUCAGAAUGACAAACUGCAGUGAUUAAAACCAGUCAGGCCAGGCCCGGCCAGCCCCACUGGCACCAGCAGCCAACAGCCAACAGCCAGCGAGCCAGCUAGCGAGUCGCUCAGUCUGUGAGUGUAGCAGCUGCACCACCAAGCACCACCCAAGCGAGAGUGGCAAACGCUGCUGAAUCAUCAGAAUUCAGCACUACACAAAAAAGAGAUAGCAAAAAAAAAAAAAAAGAAAAGCCAGGCUCAACAGAAUUUCAAGUGCGCUACGUCAAUUGAAAAGACUUUAAUUCCAGCAAGUGCUGUCGGGGCACAGCGCCGAGCUAAAGAACACGUCAAGAGACCUUCAGCGUGCAACGUCAACAACUGUGGCAGCAACAAUGCUAAUUACGGACCGGAGAAGAUAUCAUCCGCACAGGGGCUGUGGCACCACCGCAACAGAUGUCAAGUUGGGUGCAUGCAUCUGCCUUUGGCUCUGCAUCGCGGCUGUCGGUGCUUGGAUGCCCGAUGUGCGGCCCGAUUUACAAACAAAGCCAGACAAAGUGACGGCCAGUUUCUUUGGCAACACAACGGACUAUUAUAAGAUUUUGGAUCACAAUGAUGAGAGCAUUCUCGUGGGUGCCAAGGACGUCAUCUACAAUAUCACACUGCGGGGACUGAAGGAGACCAGCCGACUGGAGUGGCGCAGCUCGGGCGCCGAUCGUGAGCUGUGCGUGCUGAAGGGCAAACACGAAUGGGAUUGUCACAACUAUUUGCGUGUGUUCGCCCGACUGCCCAAUGGCCAAAUUCUGCUCUGCGGCACCAAUUCGUAUAAGCCACGCUGUCGUCACUACACCACCGUGGAUCAGGCGGCAGAGGGAACUGAGGCGGGAGCGGGAGCGGGCAGCGGCAACAGCAUGCUGUACGAGAUAACGCGAGAUGUGGAGGCUCAGGGUCUCUGCCCGUACAGUCCCGCCCACAACAGCACCUAUGUGUUUGCCGAUGGCCAGCUGUACAGCGCCACGGUUGCCGAUUUCUCUGGCGGGGAUCCAUUGAUCUAUCGCGAGAAUCUGCGCACCGAGCAAUACGAUCUCAAGCAGCUCAAUCAGCCAGACUUUGUGGGCGCCAUUGAGCGCAACGGGUUUGUGCUGUUCUUCUUCCGUGAACUGUCCAUGGAGUACAUGAACUUUGGCAAGGCGGUCUAUUCCCGGGUGGGUCGCGUCUGCAAGAACGAUCGCGGUGGACCCUACAAUCAUGCCAAGAGCUGGACGUCAUUCUUGAAAACACGACUCAACUGCUCGGUGCCGGGCGAGUUUCCAUUCUACUUUGAUGAGAUACAGGCUAUAAGUCCGGUUGUGGAGAGCGGCCCCAAUGCGUUGGUUUACGCAGUGUUUACCACACCGGUGAACGCCAUACCCGGCUCGGCGGUCUGUGCCUAUCGCGUGGAUGACAUAUUGGCUGCCUUUGAUGGGGCCUUCAAAUCGCAGAAGGACUCCCAAUCGCACUGGCUUCCAGUGGAGCAAACGCAGGUGCCUAAGCCACGGCCCGGCCAGUGUGUGGAGGACUCUCGCACUCUGACAAGCAUCGCAGUGAACUUCAUUAAGAAUCAUCCGCUAAUGGAGAGCGCUGUGCCUGCUGUGCAUGGCCGCCCGCUGCUCACCAAGGUCAAUCUGCACCAUCGGCUGACGGCCAUUGCGGUGGACCCGCAAGUGCGUGCAUUGAAUGGCAACCAUUACGAUGUUAUCUAUAGUGGCACCGAUGACGGCAAGGUGACCAAAUUUAUCAACAUCGUGACAUCGCAUCAGAACAGCAGCGUCGAUCGCUUGCGUACGGUGGUCAUCUCUGAAAUGCAGGUGCUGCCGCUUGGCACACCUGUCCGCGAGCUGGUUAUCUCUUCCAAGAAGAACACCCUCGUCGUGGUCAGCGAUGGACGACUGGUAACGGUGCCCCUACAUCACUGCUCAUUGAUUGUGGACUGCCUGGGCUGCCUCAGCCUGCAGGACCCGAACUGUGCUUGGGAUCUACAGACUCACGAGUGCAAGAAUCUGGCCGCCAGCCAGCACAAGUUCGGCACCAAGACCUAUCUGCAAAGUCUGAAUACAACCAAAAAGGCGGCUGCGUUCCUGUGCCCGAAAACAGCCGCAGAUCCCGUCAUUGUCACCAUGGCGCCCUCGCAAAUGGAGGAGGUGCAAAAACUGCACUAUGCCAGUGUGAGUGGCACGCCUGCAGAGGUGCAACCCAGCCUGGAGCAGCAGCCAACGGGCAACGGUGCUGACUUUACGCUUAAUGACUACAUCGAUGAAAACAAAAUACCGCAGGCAUCCGUGGAUCCGGAGCAAGUUAUGACCAAUCUGCAUGAUCCCCAGAAAUCAAUCGCUGUUGUCAAUGAGGUGCACAAGGCUUCUACCUUGGCAGACAACACAAUUAUCAUCAUUGCCGUAGUAUCGUUUAUGGCAUUCUUUUUGGGUAGCAUAAUGGGCAUCAAAAUAAAGCAGUGGUGCAAUCAAACGCGAUUGGAUGCCAGCCACCACAAUCACUUUGGCAAGCCGAUUCAAUUCAAGCAUCAAAAUAGCGGCAAGGACAUUAAUUUGCUAAUCAAUUCGAAUCCAUAUACCACGACACAGAAAACACCGAAUCUCGAUCUUGAAAAAGAUCGCAGUCACGAAUGCAAAAAUUCCACAGAACAUUUGGAAAAGGAGCUGCCUUGCAAAACGUCCACUCUGACAAAAGUGAAGCGCACUUAUAUAUGAGUAGGGAAACAUCAUCAGUUUUUUUGAUGGCCAGUUUACCACAAAAUUAGUCGAAUUUUCGUUGUUUAUGUUGAUGUUAGUUGUAGUAAUUCCCCGCCCCGAUCGGGCGUAUCAGCAGUUUUUAAUUGGCGCGUUUGAAACGCGUCUUGGCGCAUCCGAAACUGCUGUGCUUAUAUUUAGUUACCUUUUUUUUGUCAAGGUUUAGUUUAAUUUAUCGCUUAAGCGUAGCGUCGUGUGCUACAGCACACAGAUAGUAAUGGCAAUAACAUUAAUUUAACAUUGUCUGAAUGCGCGACGGCACGUCUGUUUAUGUUUAUUUGAUAGUAUAAUUUGUAAGUGUAAAACUUAGAGCUUAAACGAAUUGCAUAUCACAUGUAGAAAACUGAAUCGGGCUACACAAAAAUUGGCUAUUAUGUUUUAUUGAACAAAAGUUUUUGGUCACGCCCAAGAAUAUUGAACCCACCCAUGAAUCAAAUAUUUUUCUCGAAAUUCAGACGAUUAUUAUUCUGUACAAGUAUUUUGUUAGACUGAAAGUUUUUCUAUUUUCUUUAUAGUUUUUCCAUGUGCAUGCAACAAAUGCGAUUUAAUUAUAAACUUUCUGUUUUUGUGGCUAAGCAAUGCAAUAUAAAUUGUAUCUAACAUAAAGCUCAAUAAGGAAUUGAAUAUAAGAGAAUGUAUUUUUGUAAUAUUAUAUAAUACGAUCUAGACUUAAGCAACCCAAAACGAUUAUUUAACGUUUAGUUCUGCGGUCAAACAUAAAUGAGGCUGUUUCGUACGAACUGAGAUCCCUUGACACAGCAGCCCUU